AGUAAUAACAAUAGUAACAGUAGCAGCAGUAACAGCAGAUUGGGUUUUUUGGGGGCAGGAGUUUUUCCAUAUCCUGUGUGAGGGUUCAAGGACAGAGGCAUGUUGUAUGUUGUAAAGCCCUCUGAGGUAAAUUGUGAUUGUGAUAUUGGGGUGCAUAAAUAUAAUUGAAAAUUGAUGGUGGUAGCAGGGGUCGCGUUAACCGGAUAUUCUCUGUCAUUGACCGGUUUUUUACAACAAUGACCGGAAAAUCAGAAGGCCGUCGGUCAUUUUGACCGGUGUGAAUUACCACCCCUGCCCACAUGGCGGCGGAGUGCACAGCCAGUGGCUACCGUUUUCACACUGCACAGAAAAAGUCACUCAUCUGCUUCAUGUAGCGUUGUUGAGCCCUGGACACACCAGACGCGUAGUGCCGCGGAAGUUGACUGUCCACACAGGCAGCGCAUUUCUCCUGCGCUCUCCGCGCCGGUUAAACAUCGACUCCACUCGUCUGUUCCCGUCAGUACUCGUUUUUUGACUUCAACAGGUCAUUUUAAACAUGGAUUCUGGGAGUGUGGCUCACAUAUCGCUAUAGGAACCAGAAGGACCCCCGAGCCAACCCCAGUGCUUUCCUGUGAGACAGCACCAGCUUCAGCCCUUCUCACCUCUCCACCUCUAUGGACUUUCUCUGGGCCUUAACUGUAAAUACAACACUGACUUAAGUGUUUCCACUGACAGCUGCAGCCAUGCUGUUAUUAUGAUGUGCUUGGUUUUUCAAGAGUGAAGUGUGUUCUGAAAACAAGUGGUUAUGUUUGAAGGAAGAACACAUCUGUUGCCUCUAGUGUGACAGCUCUGCAUAAGAAAAGUGUAUGAACACAUACAGUUAGUACACUGAGCACUUGUGUGUAUAAAAAGAGGCAAUAUUAUCUACAGCAGUCUGCUGUAUAUUCCAGAAGUAUUUAUGCAGCCUGCCUGAUGUUGACCCUGAACACUGUUUUAUUCCUUUGGUUGUUGUUUCUUUGUCAGCCCCAUUGAAUGCAACGAUGUCAACUGCUACUCUGCAUAUUGAUAUGUCUACAUUAUUUUGAAAGUAUGAAUACUGUGUGAGAAUGUGUGUGUGUGUGUGUGUGUGUGUGUGUGUGUGUGUGUGUGUGUGUGUGUGACUCUACUGCAGAUAUGAGCUACUGUAUGAGAGCUACUGUUUUGAUUGUGUAAACCACCUGUCUGAGCCUUUGUACUGUAAACCACAAUAAAACACUGAUGGAAGAGGGAUCUGGACUUACUAACAGCACUGUGGCAGGAGGUAAGAAAAGGUAGAGAGGAAUACCCCAAAGCAAGGGUAACUGUAUCAUCUCUAUUACCCAAAACUGACGCUUCUCAACACAAUUAACACAAUCAGUGCUGAGAUUAUAAAGAAAUGUAAUCAGCUGCUGAAUGUCCAUGUAAUUUUCACUACUUCUGAUGCACGUGUCAAAUUUUGUGAGUUUCAAAUUUGGUAGGCACAUGAAAUCUCCAGACCAGCGCCUACCGAAAGACUCUUGGCACCAUGCCCUGUACCUAACAGGAAGUUAGCCAUUUUGAAUCAAUUUACAUUUGAAGUGCAUCUUUUUAUGCCUUAGCCGUAGCCAUAUUUUCAGGUUGUCCGUCCAUCCCUCUCUCAUGAACGCAAUAUCUCAAGAACACCUGAAGGGAAUUUCUUCAAAUUUGACACAAAUGUCCACUUGGACUGAGGAAUAAACUGAUUAGAAUUUGGUGGUCGGAGGUCAAAGGUCAAGGUCAGUCACAAAAUAUGUUUUUAGCCGUAACUCAAGAAUCCAUCCAUUUUUCAGCUUAUCUCAGGGCCGGGUUAUGUGGGUAGCAAGCCGAGCAAAGCACCCCAGACAUACCUCUCCCCAGCAACGCUUUCCAGCUCCUCCUGGGGGACACCAAGGCGUUCCCAGGCCAGACAAGAUGUGUAAUCCCUCCAGCGUGCUCUGGGUCUACCCUGGGGCCUCCUACCAGUGGGACGUGCCUGGGACACCUUCAGCGGGAGGCGCCCAGGAGGAUCCUAGUCAGAUGCCCGAACCACCUCAAAUGACCCCUUUCGACGCGAAGGAGCAGCGGCUCUACUCCGAGCUCCCUCCGGAUGUCCGAGCUCCUCACCCUAUCUCUAAGGCUGAGCCCAGCCACCCCAAUGACCCCUUUCGCCGCUCGUAUCCGCAAUCUCAUUCUUUCGGUCACUACCCAGAGCUCAUGACCAUAGGUGAGGGUUGGGACGUAGAUGGAAAGCUUCGCAUUCCAGCUCAGCUCCCUCUUUACCGCGACGGACCAGCACAGCGCCUGCAUCAUUGCAGAAGCCGCACCGACGCGCUUAUCCAUCUCACAGCCUGAGACAAGCCCUGCUUUCCCUUCCUGAGUCGGCUAACAGUCUGCCAGAACUUCCUUGAGGCCAACCGAAAGUCCUUCUCCAUAGCCUCCCCGAAUUCUUCCCACACCUGGGUUUUUGCUUCAGCAACCGCCACAGCUGCAGCCCUUCCGGACAACCAGUACCCAUCCACUGCUCCAGGGGACCCCUCAAUAAAUCAAUAAAUUUUAUUUAU
Messenger RNA from Epinephelus moara (kelp grouper), 2555 nucleotides. It is a transcript of the gene tspan13b, whose product is annotated as tetraspanin 13b. The transcript has 2 exons. NCBI's taxonomy places the organism in Eukaryota, Metazoa, Chordata, Actinopteri, Perciformes, Serranidae. The record is from RefSeq and is a predicted model, not a curated record. Gene Ontology annotation, cellular component: membrane. Bases 1825 to 2346 code for a protein of 173 amino acids.